GAGGCGCGAAAUCCGGUAAGCGUUGAGAAGCCGCGUUCGAACGCUCUGUUCGAAAGCUGUGUUCGAAAGUUGUGUUCGAAAGGUUUCAAUCUUCAAAGUAUUGACUUCCAAACCUUCACCUAACGUGGCUGGGGUGUAGAAGACACCGGUUUCCAGCAGACUCACUCUACACCUUUGUGUGCCUAGGACCUACCAUGAGCGACGACUCUCUCGCACAGGACAGGAAAGAAAAUAUUCCACCGCCUGGGGGAGCCAGGAUGGACCCUUCCAAUGUGGAACCUGCGGCGCCGAACCGGCGCCAGUCGUCCGACGCGCGGAAGGAGCGACAGGAGGUGCCCACUCAAGCUGGCCGUCAUCACGAGAACUUUGUCCUCGCGCAGCCCGAAAUUCUGAGUGACGUUGUAAACCGUGAGACAGUGGCUGCGAAUGCCAAACCGUUGGCUCUUCCGAACGUGGACUGUGACGAGUCUGUGCCGCCGGGGACGCACAUGGACGACAGCCGGAUGAACCGCACGCUCACCAUGGAGGAUCUGGAGACGCUGCGGUCUCUGCAGGCCCAAGACGCGUCCCCGACCUUUCACGACGGAGACCCGCACCAAGGGGAUUCUGCGCGAGGGAAGCCCCCCGCCUGUGACAUUGACGUCGCCUUCGGCAGCCCCAGCGAGCUGGACUACAGCUUUAAGACGACGACGGAAAACACGUCGGGGGAGCUGGAGCAGACGCUGUAUUUCGAUGCGCUCAACGUUGGCGGAACUGUCGAUGCCGAGUCAGCUGAAGUGAAGCAGUCCCCACAUUCGGGGAAGCGUCUCCCUUCAUCCGGGGCUCCCAGUGAGCCUCCACCGGAGCCGGUGCACCUACCGGCGGAAGGUCUCAACUCCGGUGGUGAUGAAGAACCCGCCUCCUUCAGCGAGUCUCCGCGGGUAAUGAGUCUUGACAACACGUUUGUCAACCAGUCUUCACAAAGCCCGCUGCAGCUUCAGACUUCCCCUCUGCCUUCCCUCAAUGGGUCUCGCCUGUACGACGAAAAUGUCAAUUUGCUGCUGAUUGACCAAAGUCUCCUGGAAAGUCCACCCCGCACUGCACCGCAGGACUGCAACGACAACCACCUCAUCCCCGAGCAGGCUUCUGCGGAAGUUGCAAUUGUCGAGCGAAGCUCAUCAGUUGCUGCAGAUGUACCCCUAGACCCCACAAGCAACAGUCCGUCGCCUCUCAUUCAGUUGAGCUCCAAGCGGCCACGGCCGAGUCUACUUGCCGCCGACCAAGGGCGCAAUAACUGCUUCGUGGCACCCGGGGCUCCUGCUGAAGACGCCGAUGCUACACAUGGCACGCUACAGGCAGUGUCCGGGACACUAGACGUCCAAGGAGGCACUGCAGCAACUGUAAACAAGAAGCCGCCAGAGGUGUACGUCCUGCCCGAAGCGGUGGAAGGGACUGACGUUUGUACAGCCGCAAGCGAGCCGCAGCCCCAGGACUCGGAGGCUGGUCCUGAAGUGGCCCAGUUCUCCAAGGAGGAGUUCCUUUCCGUUGCGGCCAGCUUAAAGGACCCGUCGGACCUAGAUUUCCUGCAGAAGGUGGGGAACAGUGAGCGCCUGCAGAGGACUCGUCUGGGACGCUGCUCCCUCUUCCUCAAGUUUGAUCCACUGCUGUCGGAGCUGCGUCCAGCCUGCCAUAGUCCUGCACACUCUAAAGAGGAGCAACAGCCUGAGGAGCAACAAUCAGCUGCCUUGAACUGCAGUGGUGGGACGCUGAUCGAUUUCGUGGAUUCGCCGCUGAAGGUGCGGAAGUCCAGUAGCAAAGAAGGGAUUGAAGCUGCGGAACCAAUGUUCUCUGAGAAGGAGAUGACGCAGGCGCUCAAAUAUCAGGAACUGAUGUUCCAAGAGCGCCUGCUCAAGAAGGACCAAGACUACAUGAAAGAACAGGACAAGCUGCGAGAGGAGGCCGAGGCUUGGCGGGCAAAGUUCGAACACUUGGGUGGCCUAUAUGAGCAGCAGGAGAACACUAUGAUGAUGCUCAAGAGCCACAAUGAGCAGAUCGUGUCUGCCAUAGAGCGCCACGUACUCGGCAAGAAAAAGGACACGGACGAGAAGACCGCUUCGCUCCAGAAGAUAACUAAAGAGCGUGAUCAGUUGGCGGGGGACUUGCACAACAUGGAAAUCGCUUUUGCGGACUUCCACCGACGCUACGAGAAGGCCAAGCAAGCAAUCUCUACGUUGAAAGAGAACGAGUCCAUCCUGAAGCAGCAACUGGCCGACUACCGGGAAGGAGUUGAGAAAAGCAACCAGAUGUUCAACCUGCUCAAAGCCAAGACGGAAGAGAGUCUUGAAGGGGCUAGCAAAGAGAUUGAAGACUCUAAGAAGAAUUUCCAAGCAGACAUCACUGUCUUGAGAGGCCAGUUGAAGAAAGCAGAGAUGGACAACAGCUGUCUGGAGAAGCGGCUUGAACAAAAGACUGAGGAAAAUGCUCAGCUGGCAAAGCUGUACGACGACCUGCUCAGCCAAGUGAAAGCAAAGUAGAUGCUCUGGCGGAAGGUUUUCGUGAUUGUGCAUUUUUAGUUUUUAAGGAAUCGUGUGCUUUCUGAAUUUUUUUGUUACCGCUGUUUGCCAAAUAUAUGGCAUGUUCCCUCUUACAUGCAUUCAUAUUUUUCAUCUUUCAUUACUGACUUCAACUCAUCAUGAAGUACUAAUGCCCUUAUGUCAAGGCUCUGGUCCCAUGGUAGCCUUCUUAAAUGGCUAUAUAACUGUUUUCACUUGAUUGCCAGUUAAAGUGUCAAAAUAGUCAAUAGUAGCUUUGCCAAUACAUCUCCUUUGAUCCUGGGGAUUCAAUAGAAAGCCAUUAUUGUAAUAGAUAGAUUAUGUAGUUAGAUAAUAAGAAAAUAUUGCCCCAAAUUUCAUAUUUGUCCUUAAUACUAAAGUUGGGGGUGAUUAUUUUUUAUAGCAUAUUCAAUGUUAUAACAAAAAAUGGAUUAGGGCUUUUUGUAUGUUUAUUUCAGUAUGGCUUUGGUGGUUUACAAAAGUUCUGAAAAAUUCUUUCCACUUCAUUAUAACAUUGAAUAUGCAAUGUAGAAUUGUCACCCUCCUAACUUUAAUAUUAUUAAAAAAUAUUAAACCUUGGCAAUAUUUAUAUAAUUUAAUAAUCUAGCUAUAACUAACAUAUAUUGCCCUAGAAUGCCCAAAAGUAAUCUUCUAGCAUUACCACUUGUUCUGUUAUCAUAAUAAAGGGCCACUGUGGUACCAGAACCUUAAAUCCUUUCCCACAAGUGUCAGUUUCUUCACACUAAAGCUAAUGAAAACCCUACAAAAUUGGUAACCAAAUAAGUGAUUUGUGCCUCAUAUUUGUAGGAUACAAAAUUUAUUUUAGUACGAUAAAAAAAAAAAGAUACAGUAAAGGUGUAUUUUAAUAUUAAAAAGAAAAUAGGACAGUAUUUUAGUAUGAUACAAAAUUUGUAUCCUACUAGAGUACUAGAUAAGAAAAUUGGCAUGACAACCUAGGCUUUAUUCUUCCUGGUUUUUUUUACUUGACAAUGGGAUUUCACAUUAAAAUAAAAAUAAUCUGCACAUUAGGUGGAAUGCCAUAUAAGUUGGUCUACAACAGUUUUGAAGUGCAUCGUUUUUGUUUCUUUGUCUUCCAGAAAAAAAAAAAGAAUGUAUUUCUGUAGUACCUGGUGUUUCUCAGCAUGUUUUUUGUAAACAUUCCACCCUGCAUAUUUUGAUCACUUUCGGACACAUCGAUGCUUACCUCGAUAGAUUUUAUGUAAUUCUUGUUUACAGUGCUAGACAUAGUCGGUUUCACCUUGCAAAGCGGUGGCCACGGCUGCAGUAGACAUAAAGGCCAUUCAACUAUUAGGGACAAAGCUUCUACUAGAAUAUGACAGAGUUUUUGUGUGAAGGGUGGUGUUGUACUAUAAAUUAUUUCCUUCAUUAGCUUUGUGUACAAGCAGCCUCGUCUGAAAGCUUCAGAAAAGGUAGUUGCUGGCACUUAAUGUUGCUGCUGUACUCUAAUGUGUCCCCACAUAAUUUCCGCUUAUUUUUUGGUGUGUAUGUAGUGUCGGUUGCAUGGGGUUGCCGACUCUGCCAGCGGGUCCAUUUCCCUAUUGGGCUGGAAUGCAUUGGUUUUGUAUGCUAGUUGUAACUUGUAUAUACAAUUUUUCAAUACCUCUUUCAAAUGCAUCAGUUUUUUUUUCUCUGUACCUUGCACUGUAAUGUGAUUAAAAAAUGUAAAGUACCAUAAACACUUGACAAGCUUGUAAAUGUGAUGCUAACAAUCCACAACACCGCACUUCUGUGCCACUGUAUUAGAUUUGUUUUGUAUAAUUAUUUUUGUAUCGCAUUUAUUCCCAUUGCAGUCUCUGUGGAAUUUGCAUAGAGGAAGUUGUAGCUCAAUAUACCUCGCUUGAGCAGCCGUAUAUCAGGUUGGGUUCAAAUUCGUCUUUGUCUAUUCAUGGAGGAUAUGUCAGUUUCCAGGUGUCUGGUGCGGCUGUGCAAUUUAACAAAUAAAUUUUGCUACACCUUUA
Messenger RNA from Ixodes scapularis (black-legged tick), 4510 nucleotides. It is a transcript of the gene tacc, whose product is annotated as transforming acidic coiled-coil-containing protein 3. Gene Ontology annotation, biological process: mitotic spindle organization; cell population proliferation. The record is from RefSeq and is a predicted model, not a curated record. Lineage: Eukaryota; Metazoa; Arthropoda; Arachnida; Ixodida; Ixodidae. The coding region runs from base 195 to 2513 and encodes 772 amino acids. The transcript has 17 exons. Gene Ontology annotation, cellular component: cytoplasm.